CAGCCGCCUGGGCAGACCCGGCGAAAGGCGGCGGCGGGAGCGGCAGUGAUGGACGGGUCCGGGGAGCAACCCAGAGACGGGGGGCCCACCAGCUCUGAGCAGAUCAUGAAGACAGGGGCCCUUUUACUUCAGGGUUUCAUCCGGGAUCGAGCAGGGAGAAUUGGGGGAGACACACCCGAGCUGGCCCUGGAGCCCAGGGUGACCCCGGACGCAUCCACCAAGAAGCUGAGCGAUUGUCUCAAGCGCAUUGGAGAUGAACUGGACAGUAACGUGGAGCUGCAGAGGAUGAUCUCAGCCGUGGACACAAACUCCCCCCGCGAGGUCUUUUUCCGAGUGGCAUCCGAAAUGUUUUCUGACGGCAACUUCAACUGGGGCCGGGUUGUCGCCCUCUUCUACUUUGCCAGCAAACUGGUGCUCAAGGCCCUAUGCACCAGAGUGCCUGAGCUCAUCAAGACCAUCAUGGGCUGGACACUGGACUUCCUUCGAGAGCGGCUGCUGGGCUGGAUCCAGGACCAGGGUGGUUGGGACGGUCUCCUCUCCUACUUUGGGACACCCACGUGGCAGACGCUGACCAUCUUCGUGGCGGGAGUGCUCACUGCCUCACUAACCAUCUGGAAGAACAUGGGCUGAGGCCACCAGCUGCCUUGGACUAUGUCUUUUCUGAAUAAAUUACAGCAUUUUUCCAGGAGGGGUGGGGUUGGGGGCCAG
Messenger RNA from Pteronotus mesoamericanus, 708 nucleotides. It is a transcript of the gene BAX, whose product is annotated as BCL2 associated X, apoptosis regulator. The record is from RefSeq and is a predicted model, not a curated record. The transcript has 6 exons. Gene Ontology annotation, biological process: mitochondrial fusion; intrinsic apoptotic signaling pathway in response to DNA damage; extrinsic apoptotic signaling pathway in absence of ligand. Bases 49 to 630 code for a protein of 193 amino acids. Lineage: Eukaryota; Metazoa; Chordata; Mammalia; Chiroptera; Mormoopidae. Gene Ontology annotation, cellular component: mitochondrial outer membrane. Gene Ontology annotation, molecular function: channel activity; protein heterodimerization activity; protein homodimerization activity.